AUGCGGUGGUCUUCACUGAUCGUCCUGAUCCUGUCCCUGUUCUUUUUUGCAGGGACAUUGGCCGCGCCGGUGCCAGGCCUAGGACGACGCGAUGUUGAAGCCACCAGCCUCAAAGUCAGACAAGAAGAGGACCCUAAACCGGGUCCUACUACGACAGAGGUCCCACCGAGCGAGGCAUCAACGACAGCAACCCAGAAGGAAAAACCGAAAUCAGUAACGGAUGCUUCAGUAACGGAUGCUUCGGCAACGGCUGAGGCUACAAGCACAGGGACUACGGUCUUGAGCACUGCUUCAACUAGAGCUACGACGACUACAACUACGAAUGCUCCGACAACUGCCACUACUACUACUACUAAUACUGCUGCUUCUGCCACUGAAACUGUGCCCUCGCUCGAUGGAACAACUGCAUCGUCUCAGCAGGAAGCAGCGGACGCGACAAGGCCAACCUAUUCCGGGGGUCUGCCGAUUGAACCGAAGAUCACUCCAGCAUGGGGUGUAGGAGGAUUCUUGCUCAUAGUCCUAGGAGCCGUUCUUGCCUUCAUCGGAGUCCGCAAGCAAUGGGUCCAAAUCUUCCUCGCAACAGGAUUCCUUAGUGCGUUGGGAGUUACCGUCCUGAUUAUCUAUGUGAUGAGUCCCCCGGUCAGCAACGCAGUGCAGGGUGGCUAUUUGGUCGCCGUGUUCUUCACAGGCGCCGUCUUUGGUGGUCUGUCCCUCGUAUUCAGAGAGAUCUGCGAGGGACUGGGCUGUCUUCUGGGCGGAUUCUGCCUGAGUAUGUGGUUCCUCGCUUUGAAAUCAGGUGGUCUUUUGACCGAAGGCGGCCCCAAAGCCGGCAUGAUCAUUGCUUUCACUGUGGGAUUCUACUCCCUGUCAUUUAGCCACUAUACACGGCCGUACGGAUUGAUUGGAUGUACAUCUUUCUCCGGGGCAACUGCCCUGGUCCUUGGAAUUGAUUGCUAUAGCAGAGCUGGACUAAAGGAGUUCUGGCUCUAUAUCUGGGGCUUGAACAACAACGUUUUCCCGCUCAGAACGAACACCUACCCCGUAACACGUGGUAUCCGUGUUGAGCUCGCCGUAACAAUCAUUGUUGGCGUGCUAGGCGUGAUCUCUCAAAUCAAACUCUGGAAUGUCAUCAAGACACGCAGAGCGACGGAGGAGAACUCUCGCCGGGAACACGAUAGGAAGAUCGAAGAAGAAGACGCAGAAGCUGGUCGGCGUCUCGAAGAGAAGAAUAUACAAGAGCGUGCCGAAUGGGAGCUUAUCUACGGUAACGGUAAGGCUGCUUCAGUCUCAGAGACUGUUGUUGGAGACUCUCGACAAGGUUCGGAUGGCUUUGAGUCCUCCGACAACGAAAAGGAUGCUGCCGAGAUCAAGGAAAUACAGAUCUCUGAUACAUCUGGCAGUGUCUCUGACGGCGAGAAGAACGGUCAGGGUGAGAAUGAUGCCCGGGAACUCGAGACUGUGCCGGAGGAAUCAUCCCAAAAGGAAGGAGAAGCAAACCACGACCAGGAGCCGCGGGAAGAUGGCCAAUCCGACGAAAAGACCCCAAGACCUACAACACCUGUUGUUACUCAUGUUCUUGGCGAGGGAAAUGACGACUCCUCGGAGAUCGGUGCUGAUAUCGGCUCGGAGGUCGGUACGCCGCGCUCCAAACGCUUGUCUGGCACAGAAACCUUGAACCGGUCAUCCUGGAGGAGCAGCAAUGGCAUGAUGGUUUCUUCGGAGUCCCGAGCGGCUCUGGUGGCUCAUGGCGAUGCUAAUUCGUCUGUAUUGGGUGUUGCGGACGAUCUUCAUGUUAUGAGCGUCGGUUGCCCGAGUGUUGCCUCGGAUGCAGAUGCUCGCGAUCAAGUCAAGGAAAUUCAGAAAGAAACCAAUACCGCAGAGCCAACCCCCGCAAAGGACUUGACUGAUGUGGAGACCAAGCCGAAUUCUGUUCCCCAGAUUGUUCAAGACUCUGCACCCAUCCCCGAUCCAACCCCAGCCAAACCUGCUGUCGAACAAGAUGUCAAAAAAGGGGCGAUGGAAGAGAAGCCUGUCACUCAAACCAUUCGCAAGGUGUCUUCUGUUCAAAGCGCUAUCCUUGCUCUGGAGCAAAAUGAAAACUCCAAAACACCGGAGCGACUCAAGCCUUCGGUCAAACCGGCAACAAUUCGUCAAACUCAGGUUGCUGAUACUCCCAAAACGACAGUGGAAGUGAAGAAGAAAUCAACACUAGAACCUUCGCCUAUGGGUGAUGCAAAGUCCGAAAAGAUGAAGGAUGGUAAUGCCAUCCCUACUGCUAAAUCGGUCAAAGCCGAGUCCAUCGCCCAGCCCAAGGUUGAGGCUAUCCCAGAACCCAGAAUUGAGCCCAAGGCUGAGCCCAAGGACAACCCGAAGGUCGAACCCAAGCUUGAACUGAAGACCGAGCCAAAGGCUGAGCCCAAGGUCAAGGUGAUCAAGAAACUGGAUGCCUCAUCUGUCAAGUUCAUCCCAGAACAAACAUCACGAGUGGUUCAUUCAUACCGCACGAACGAAUGGGCCAAGCACCUCGCAGAUGCAGACACUCCCGAGAUGGAGCCUAUUGAGUUUGAACCUGAACCUGAACCCGAACUUUCAGACGAAGUUCACGAGGUUGCGGCAGUUGUGGAUGUCGACGGUCUCCUACAAACCCCCUGA
Molecule: messenger RNA, 2652 nt
Organism: Penicillium paradoxum
Lineage: Eukaryota; Fungi; Ascomycota; Eurotiomycetes; Eurotiales; Aspergillaceae
Product: TMEM198/TM7SF3 family protein
Exons: 4
Coding region: 1-2652 (883 amino acids)
Source: RefSeq, a predicted model, not a curated record